UUCUCCUCCAGCCAAGCAUCUGCCUCUGCCUCUGCCUCUCAGUCCCCACACAGCCGGAGAGCAGCAGCAGCACAGCCGUCCGGAUUCACUACGAGACUUGUUGAUCUUUUACUCUUCUUCUGUCCGUCUUUCUUUCUUUCUUUCACCGCGAGAAGAGGAGAAGAAGGACGGGGAUGUAGAGACCUGGAGCGACCAGCCUCCAAAUAUGAGCUGGGCGGAGGGGAGAGGUCCUCCCCACAGGCUUUAUUUCACACUGGCUGGUGGUCUACAGCAGUGACGUUCUCCUCUUUUACCUUCUCAUUUACACCCUGUUACAUCCCUCUCAUCAAAACAGGCUCCAUAAUCUGAGCAUCAGCAUCCGCAAGGAUGGAAGAAGGCACGUCAGAGGUUACCCGGUAACACAUCGCCCGAGGCCCCGCCACAUGGACUCCUAGGCGCUGUGCAACAUGGACAAGCCACCGGCCGGCAUGAGCAAGGCGGGCUCGCGCUCCACGGCCUCCCUGCCACCGGAGCCAGUGGACAUUGUGCGGAGCAUGUCGUGCUACCGGCGCGUGCGCUUGAACGUAGGUGGCCUGCCGCAUGAGGUGCUGUGGAGGACACUGGACCGGCUGCCACGCACCCGUCUCGGCAAGUUGCGUGACUGCCGGACGCACGAGGCGCUGAUGGACGUCUGCGACGACUACAACCUGGACGACAAUGAGUACUUCUUCGACCGGCACCCAGGGGCCUUCACAUCCAUCCUGAACUUCUACCGCACGGGCAAGCUACACAUGAUGGAGGAGAUGUGCGCACUCUCCUUCAGCCAGGAGCUGGACUACUGGGGCGUGGAUGAGAUCUACCUGGAGUCCUGCUGCCAGGCGCGCUACCACCAGAAGAAGGAGCAGAUGAAUGAGGAGCUGAAGCGGGAGGCGGACACGCUGAAGGACCGCGAGGGCGAGGAGUUCGACAACACGUGCUGCUCGGAGAAGCGCAAGAAGCUGUGGGACCUGCUGGAGAAGCCUGGAUCAUCUGUAGCAGCCAAGAUAUUAGCCAUCAUCUCUAUUUUGUUCAUUGUGCUAUCAACCAUCGCCCUGUCCCUCAACACCCUGCCAGAACUACAGGAAAUUGACGAGUUUGGCCAGAGCACAGACAACCCCCAGCUGGCCCACGUUGAGGCAGUGUGCAUUGCCUGGUUCACCAUGGAAUAUCUCCUUCGCUUCCUUUCUGCACCAAAUAAAUGGAAGUUCUUCAAAGGUCCCCUCAAUGUCAUCGACCUCCUAGCCAUCCUUCCAUACUAUGUCACCAUUUUCCUGACUGAGUCCAACAAAAGCGUGCUACAGUUUCAAAACGUGAGGCGAGUGGUGCAGAUCUUUCGGAUUAUGCGAAUUUUGCGAAUCCUUAAGUUAGCUCGUCACUCCACGGGACUACAGUCACUGGGCUUCACGUUGCGGCGCAGCUACAACGAACUGGGCCUGCUAAUUCUUUUCUUAGCCAUGGGUAUUAUGAUCUUCUCUAGUUUGGUCUUUUUUGCGGAGAAGGAUGAAGAUGACACAAAGUUCAAGAGCAUCCCUGCCUCCUUUUGGUGGGCUACUAUUACCAUGACCACUGUGGGAUAUGGGGACAUUUACCCAAAGACGCUAUUAGGCAAGAUUGUUGGUGGCCUCUGCUGUAUUGCAGGGGUGCUGGUGAUUGCCCUUCCCAUUCCUAUCAUUGUAAACAACUUCUCUGAGUUCUAUAAAGAGCAAAAGAGACAAGAAAAAGCCAUCAAGAGACGUGAAGCUCUGGAACGGGCCAAGCGUAAUGGCAGCAUAGUGUCCAUGAAUGUUAGGGAUGCAUUUUCCCGUGGUACAGACCUUCUCGAUGUGGUAGUUAUGGAGAAAGGUGAGAAGUCUCAGGACAACCAUCUCUCACCUAGUCGCUGGAAGUGGUCGUCCAAGAGAGCUGCAUCUGACACCAGCUCCAAUCAUUCGUUCAAUCCUGAGCAGGGCACUCCAAGCAAGUCCAGGGCCACCAGCCCUCAGAGGCUCAAUGCACAGAAACUGGAGGAAAUGUACAACCAGAUGUCCAAGACCCAGUCUCAGCCCAACCUCAACACCAAAGACAGGAAUUCAUCUCGAGUAGGGUGCAGGAGGGACGAGAUUGAGCUGGGGGCUUUGCCAGGUCCAGGAAACGAUCCACUGGGAGGUCGUGAAGGAGUAAUGGAUAUGAAGAGUCUGUCUAGCAUGGAUAGUUACAUCAGCUGUGCAACAGACUUCCAAGAGAAUCCACGAUUUCCCUACAGUCCAGCUGGGGGCUUGUCUCUUCUGGAGAGCACUCGCUUCUCACACAGUCCAGGCUCUGUUUUUUCAGGACGGGUCAGUGCCAACCCAAGCCUUCAGACUACCUUGGAGCAUGAGCCCAUGCUUACCCCACCUUGCUCAGCUGCAAAGCCAUGCGACACAGAGGGCUCCCGCCAUCAUAGUGUGAAUCCUCUCAAAUCCCACUCCCUUAAGGUGAAUCAUCGUGGUUGCGGGGAGAUGAGUCCAGCCGGUGGUCCUCUGUCAGACAGCUCUGCUCCUUCAGAUCGUUCCCUUCUCAGUCCUGAGGUGUCUAUCUAUACCACAGCCAGUAGCAGGACUCCACCCAAGACACCUGAAGGAGUUGCACUCACACCCACUGUCUUCACGUUUCAUGAUGCCUCCAUCAGCAGGUACAUUGAUGCCGACACGGACGAUGAAGAGCAUCUACGUGAAGGCUGUCCAUCAGACCGGCUACUGGGAGGCUUGGGCACCAAGCCUCGGGUCAACAGCGGCCACCAAGGUGGCACCAACCAUCUGGAGGCUGCACAGAGGUUGUUGGGUCAGAACUGCCUGUUUCCAUUGGGAAGAGCUCCAGGUGCAAGCCAUGAGAACCACGUGGUACUCGAUGCAUCACGAAGGUCCAAAGGGGACAAAGGACGUACAAACGCCUUCAAUGAAAACCUCUGAAUCUCUGUAGUCUUUAGGUCACUAUAGUGGAGGUCAGAACAGGGAGAGGGGCAAAAGCACUGGAGAUGGCAGGUGAAGGCCCAGUGCAACGUCACUUUAGAGACAUUUCACUUACUUCACCCAAGCAGUCAACUCAGGAGACAACCUGCACGGUCCUGCAGGGUCUCAUCUCACCUCUCGGGAAAGCAGUGGUGUGACCAUGCGACCACACUGGAGAAAACUCAACUCAGAAGAUCUGAGUACCACAGUUCAUCUCUCUUCCUGUCUUUCCUUUCUCACAGGCAAACCUAAACCUGUACUGACAUUAGCUGUGGCUGUCUCACAGUGGUAUGCCACAGGUGAAAAGGAGCAGAUGGAGGACUGUUGCCAGAAUCUGACAGAACAAGUUCAGAACUGUCCAAAUAAUCAACAUAAGAUAAGACAAGACAGGUCUGUAAAGUAAAUAAAAGGGACAGUCGUUCACUGCCCAUAUCAGCUA
This is a messenger RNA of Astyanax mexicanus (Mexican tetra), 3423 nucleotides long. It is a transcript of the gene kcnb1, whose product is annotated as potassium voltage-gated channel, Shab-related subfamily, member 1. Gene Ontology annotation, molecular function: protein binding; delayed rectifier potassium channel activity. Gene Ontology annotation, biological process: potassium ion transmembrane transport; protein homooligomerization. Bases 447 to 2945 code for a protein of 832 amino acids. The transcript is spliced from 3 exons. The record is from RefSeq and is a predicted model, not a curated record. Gene Ontology annotation, cellular component: membrane; voltage-gated potassium channel complex. NCBI's taxonomy places the organism in Eukaryota, Metazoa, Chordata, Actinopteri, Characiformes, Acestrorhamphidae.